Messenger RNA from Cajanus cajan (pigeon pea), 1141 nucleotides. Lineage: Eukaryota; Viridiplantae; Streptophyta; Magnoliopsida; Fabales; Fabaceae. The record is from RefSeq and is a predicted model, not a curated record.
ACCAGAGCGAAAGAAAGAUGCCUUGCUUGGAAAGGGCAGCCUCAACGCAAACCAGCUUCUCGAGCAAAAGGACCUAACUUUGGAUGCCAGUGACUACCUGUGGUACAUGACGAACGUCGAUAUCAACGACACCUCCAUUUGGUGUAAUGCAACUCUUCGUGUGGACACCAUGGGUCAUACGCUCCAUGCUUAUGUUAAUAGAAGGUAUGCUGGAUACAAAUUUAGCCAAUGGGGAAGCAACUUUACGUACGAGAAACGAGUCUCUAUAAAGAAGGGAACAAACAUCAUAGCCUUGCUUAGUGCCACUGUGGGGCUUGCGAAUUACGGGGCAGGUUUCGAUAAGAUAAAGACUGGUAUAACAGGCGGUCCUUUUCAAUUAAUUGGGAAGAACAAUGUGACUAUGGAUUUGUCAACCAACCUUUGGUCUUAUAAGAUUGGUUUGAACGGGGAAAGAAAACGUCUCUAUGAUCUACAACCACACACUGGUGUAGCAUGGCAUGCUAAUUCAUCCUAUCCUAUUGGUAAACCCAUGACUUGGUAUAAAGCAGACUUUAAAGCAUCUUAUGGAACAAACCCCGUGGUGGUGGACUUGCAAGGGUUGGGUAAAGGACAUGCUUGGGUGAUUGGGCAUAGCAUUGGUCGUUAUUGGCCUUCUUGGAUUACUGCUACCAAUGGAUGCACUGACACUUGUGACUACCGCGGAAAUUAUGUAACAGAAAAGUGCAACACCAACUGUGGCAAUCCAUCACAACGGUGGUACCAUGUGCCAAGGUCGUUCUUAAACAAUGACAAGAACACAUUGGUUUUGUUUGAAGAGAUAGGUGGAAACCCUCAAAACGUUUCCUUCCAAACAGUCACAACAGGAACCAUUUGUGCUCUUGUCCACGAAGGUGCAUUGUUAGAGCUAUCAUGCCAAGGUGGACAAGUAAUCUCACAAAUCCAAUUUGCUAGUUUUGGAAACCCAAAAGGAAAGUGUGGCUCUUUUGACCAAGGCUCUUGGGAAGCUACUGAUAGUCGGUCUGUGGUGGAAGCAGCCUGCAUAGGGAAAAGUAGUUGUGGGUUUGCAGUGACAAAAGAAGCAUUUGGUGUAGUCGGUGCUGACAACGACCCAACUAGACUAGCCGUGCAAGCGACCUGUUGA